GCCCUACAUAUCCGAAGGAGCAUAAGAUGAAGUACCAAACCAAAUCCAGACCAACACUGCAGCCGGAGUUGAAUCUCUUCCGGGCUUCCGCCACGUUUAAGUCUGUCUCUCACGAAGCCCUUUUGUUCCCCCAAUUUCAUCUUCGCUCUCUUCGUAGAAAUUGAACCCUUGCCUUUCUUUCCCCUUUUCGAUUCGUUUCGAAUCGUUUGUUCUUAGUUUCGAAGGAUUUGUGGAUGGUGAAGACAGAUUAUUUGAGGAAAUUGUGAAAGGGAUUUUGAGCGAUUGGUUGAGAAUUGGAUAGGAAUCUAAGCAGGCAAUGCCCAUUUAUUUGGUUUGGAGAUAAGUGUUAAACGUCGUCGAUGUCUUGGGCAAGCGCGGAAGAUAUUUACCUUUCAACUUCUCUUGCCAAUUACCUUGACAAGAAGGUUCUUGUACUACUUCGAGAUGGUCGAAAGCUAUUAGGAAUCCUCCGGUCAUUCGAUCAAUUUGCAAAUGCUGUUCUUGAAGGAUCAUGUGAAAGAGUGAUUGUUGGUGAUCUUUACAGCGAUAUUCCUUUAGGUCUCUAUGUAAUUCGAGGCGAAAACGUCGUUUUACUGGGCGAGCUGAACAUGGAGAAAGAGGAGCUCCCUCCACACAUGACUCAUGUCUCUGCUGUGGAGAUUAAAAGGGCUCAAAAAGCAGAGAGAGAGGCUACAGAUCUUAAAGGGACAAUCAGGAAAAGACUUGAGUUCCUUGAUCUGGACUAAUAGCUGUGUUCAUAAUCUUGGAUUUGUUAGCUUUCUUGUUUGCAAGUUCUUCAAGUUCAACAGCUGCUCGCUCAUUGCCCAGUAAGUUAAUUUGAUCAUAUGUUGGUUUUUUAUGAACAAUUGAGAGCCUAUUUUUGUGGCCAUAGUAUCUAAACAUUAUAUUGUCGACCUUCGAUUUCUCGUGUAAUGUUUUAUUCGAUAAAUAAAAAACGUUUCCUCUUAAUCCAA
Molecule: messenger RNA, 974 nt
Organism: Cucurbita moschata (crookneck pumpkin)
Lineage: Eukaryota; Viridiplantae; Streptophyta; Magnoliopsida; Cucurbitales; Cucurbitaceae
Product: sm-like protein LSM1B
Exons: 5
Coding region: 360-746 (128 amino acids)
Biological process (GO): deadenylation-dependent decapping of nuclear-transcribed mRNA
Cellular component (GO): P-body; Lsm1-7-Pat1 complex
Molecular function (GO): RNA cap binding
Source: RefSeq, a predicted model, not a curated record